Molecule: messenger RNA, 423 nt
Organism: Vicia faba (fava bean)
Lineage: Eukaryota; Viridiplantae; Streptophyta; Magnoliopsida; Fabales; Fabaceae
Source: the annotation of a GenBank genome assembly
AUGGAAGCUUGGAAGAAGAAGCAAAAUGAAUGGAAGCUUGUAAAACUGCCUGUUCCGCCGGAAGAUCUUCCGAGUUCCCACUUCCGUCUUCAUCGUCCUAACAGAAUCGCAUCUUGCUGGAAAGAAAUGGCAUGGAGAGGAAAUCUUUCAAAGAACAUAAAAGAGCUUCGACUUUUGAUGUGCCAGUCAUCACCUGCAAGCGCAUCUGCAAGGGCAUUUGUUGAAAAGAAUUAUAAGGAACUAAAGACAUUGAACCCAAAAUUGCCCAUAUUGAUCCGUGAAUGCAGUGGUGUCGAACCCCAAUUAUGGGCAAGAUAUGAUCUGGGUGUUGAGAGAGGCAUUAAAUUGGAAGGCAUGACAGAGCCACAGAUUUUGAAGGCACUUGAAGAUCUGGUAAAAGCAGGGCAAUCUUUGAAAGCUUGA